AUGCCACCAAAAAAGAGCAAGGAGACAAAGGUAUGGUGUUUUCUAGUAGUAAACGUGAUUUUGAUUUCUUAAACUCGUGUUUGUACUUGUCCAUAGGCGACGUUCUAUGUGGGUAUUAAACGAUCAAUGUUUCUCGCCAUGCAUUUGUUCGAUUUGCAGAGUUUUCCGGAAAGACGGUAUUAAAAAUACGUAUCUCGCGGACCAAGCGAUCAUUGUAUUAACAGAAAACAACCUCGUGCUAAUGAAAAUUGUUUGCAACGCUGUUAAACAAUAUUUUAUUUAACAUUAACUGCUUAGUUAAUAAGCAUUAACUGCUUAGUUAGACAAGCAAGUUAACGUCUCGUCUAGCUUUUGCUAUUUGCGGGCGGAGAUGGCAAAAUGAUGUGUAUGAAAAUAAAGUACAGUGUUUGUUUAAUAACGGCUGACUUGCUUUAGUGUACACAAUCGACCAUGUUUACGAUUCGAUACCCGCCAUCUUUUGGACAUGAGUGAUGUCACGUGGUUUUUCAGUAGGGAAAAAACAAACCGGCGCGGGGGGAAUUCCUAUGUGAAAGUGACGGGGAUGCUUGUUAAGAACACCCCUAAAAGGUACCAGAAUCUUGUUUUAUGGGCGUGACCCAAAUUCAUUUCCAUCCCUAAGAGAUACCAAAUUAACAACAACAAAUUGGAACUGCAAAUUUUAAUAGUAAUAAAGAUAACUUUCAGACACUUUGUUCUCAAAGACUUUUUGAAAGCAUUGUCAUAAAUCUUACCGAGACGACUCUAGCAGCAGUCAUGUUAGGUUUUAGCACCCUAAGCGGUACCAAUUCACAAAUUUAACCCCCUAAAAGGUACACGAGCAGCCCCAUCACUUUUACAGGAGAAUACCACCCCCCUCCCAGGUUGACUGUACACAGAAAAAUAAUCUGGGUUGGCAUAAUUCUGACCAAAGCUCACUUACGUGACUUGCAUAUCACUGUGUUUUAGAAUGUUAAGGGGAAAGGAAAAUGCCCAGCCAAGGAAAGCAAAGCUAGUGAUGAUGAACCUGAAGCUAAGAAAUCUAAGAAAGAUGAUAGUGAAGCAGAAGACUCAAAUGUAGACAAUGCGGAUGAAGAAGAAACUGACUUUUCAUGUGCUACUUCAGAUAAGUAAGUAAACCACAGUUGUUGACUGUACAAUAAUUAACUCAUUUGGACCUCGGAAUUUUGCCGAAAAAUGUGUUUUGAAGCUAGUUGAGCAGUUUUCUUUCUGGCUAUAAAGAGCUAAAACUGACCGCAAAGCUGUUUACAGGUCGUACACUUCUCAGCCUUCUGAUCCAGAUGUAAAAUAUUAGCGGGCAAAGUACAGGCAUUCGCAGGAAGCAAAAGUUUGAGAUAGUUUUUGGGUUUAAAAGUGAUCAACACAGCAUUCUUGACUUUUUCUUUUCACUUUCUCUCCUCCCCUCUCCAUUCUCUUUUCUUGCAUAAUAUAUAUUUUUUCUUUUCCUGGGCAUUUAGUAGGCUUCACUUUGGUGGGAACAUUCUUGGGAAAGCUCCUAGGAUCUUAGGAUUAGGAAGGAUUGGUUAAAGAGUGUCACCCUGCAUAAGUUGGUGGACAAAGUUGUCCUUAACCGUUAAAACUAACAAUAAUGUAACAAGCAGUAGAAGGGACGUGGAUCCGCACGGGUAGUUAUGGGCGGUUCAGGGAUGAUUGGGUUAAUUUUUGUUCAACAAAAUAUUGCAACACAAUAACAUAUUGGUGUGGUGCUUAUUCUGGUCCAAUGGCAGGUUUUUUUUCCUUGCUACCAUCAGUAUGACCCUGUAGUAUGACUGUUAGUGUUUAUUUGUUAAAAGAAAACAUCUACAGAUCUUCAUGUACACUGCAGUUAGGACAAGCUGCCAAGUUAUUUACUAAAUAGUAACAUGUUUCUUUUAGAAAAUGGAACUUUAAGAUUUCUAGCUGGAAUGUAAAUGGUAUUAGAGCGUGGCUGGUAAGUAAAUUGAUACAAAAUACAUUUAGCUCUUCUCUUUUUUGACCAAAAUUUUAUGUACUGAAACAUGUUCUUGUUUUGAAGGCUAACACUAAAUUUCUUUUCCUCAGAAAAAUGGCUCAGCAUCAUAUGUGAAAAAUGAAGAUCCAGACAUAUUCUGUAUUCAAGAGACUAAAUGCCAAGAGAAAGAUGUUCCCAAGGUUUCCAUCUACAGUUUAUUUUACAUUUGUUAC
This is a messenger RNA of Porites evermanni, 2181 nucleotides long. Lineage: Eukaryota; Metazoa; Cnidaria; Anthozoa; Scleractinia; Poritidae. The record is from the annotation of a GenBank genome assembly.